UCUGCUUAUUGCUAAGAAAGAAGUUUAACCAGGGUACUCAGCGGUCUUUGCCAUUGCGCAAGGGUAUCCGAGUUCAGCAGCGGGGUUCCAUGACAGCAUGCUGAUCUGGUUGCGCUCCAGUUCGUCGACAGCUACCGUGAUAGCCGUCCUAUUGGUGUAUAGGGCGGCGGCGGUUGCUUCGGCUUUGUGGUCCGUAUCGGAGUAUCGAUUGGUGGAUUCUAGCAGUGCUCGAGAGCCAUUGACCAAUGACGCCAAGCGCGUAGAAUCGCGCAUCAUUGGUGGUGAGGAGGCAAUACCUGGCGAGUUUCCCUGGUAUGCAUCGUCGUCGGGUUCACCCGGUUCCGGUAUUUGUGGGGCUACACUGAUUCAUGACGAUAUCAUUCUAUCCGCUGCUCACUGCAGUGGGCAAUUUGAUCAAGGUGUGCUCAUCGGCCAUCAUCGGUUUGGUGAAAUAACUGAAGGUGCGGAGUUCCACACAAUCGAUAUGGAGAUUCGGAACGCAGACUAUGAUAUUCACAGUCAGACCAGCUCUCAUGAUGCCAUGCUAUCACGCUUGACGAAGCCGUCGCAAAAGGAAACUAUAGGAAUUAACAGUAAUGAGGAGAAUCCAAUGACGGGUGACAACCUGACGGUAAUGGGCUUUGGUACGACGGAGUUUCAGGGCGGAAGAUCAACACAGUUGAUGCGGACGACCCUACUCGCCGUCGAUUUCGACACUUGCAACGCUCAGUACGCGAACGUCGAGCUGGAACCAGACGUAAUGAUGUGUACUGGGUUCCCGGGUGGGGGUCGGGAUACCUGUCAAGGAGAUUCCGGUGGUCCUGUAGUAACAAGCGAUGGGACGCUUGUUGUGGGAAUUGUUUCCUUUGGCGUUGGCUGUGGGCUCCCCGACUUUUCUGGUGUCAACACUCGAGUGAGUGGCAUCAGUCGUUGGAUUGCCGACCAGGUAUGUCGAUUAUCCCUUAAUCCUCCGGCCGACUGUCCCGGGAUAGCAGAUGAAGCGCCAGUCCUACGAAUUGAGAUAGCGUACGAUAUGCUGCCGGCCGAGACCACUUUUGAAUUGAAAGACGAAGGUGGCAAUGUCGUUUACGCCGGUCCAGAGUACGGACCAGAGGCCACAGAUGUUUGGAUUACAGAGUUAAUCGGUUUACCGGAAAACCAGAGCUAUUCCUUUACCAUUUUUGACCAGUUCUGCGACGGUUUCUUGACAUUCCAACCCGUCAAGGCAAGCUUUGUCGAAUUGUAUUGGCUGGAAAACGCCGCAACGAAAGUACUCUUGGCACGCGUAGACGGGAAUUUCGGCUGCAACACAACGAAAACAUUCAUUUUGACGAAUUUGCUGAGUGCUCCGACCACUGUUUCCCCCGUCGCUACCGCUGUCCCCAGCGACAUGCCUAGCAAAGUUCCGAGUGUUACGCCCGUGGGCAAUCCCAGUGACCAACCGAGUGCGGUACCCACCGGGGCGCCGCGUGACGUGCUGAGCAAUCUACCGAGCGUUCGUUUUGGUUCCAACUCGGGUCCCAGCAGCGUACCGUCGGUUGUUGAUAUGGGAUUUGGGAGCAUGGCGCCAACCCGCCAACCCUCUCUUGUGAGCGAACCAACCCCCGUCACUCCGGUCGAUGGCGACGAAGAAUCCGUACGUUCGUCUCACAGUAGCGGUAGGAGAACGAAGCAGUGGAUACAAGUGUGCGGUAAGCCCUGGUGGUUCGGCGCCGAAACGCUGGUGGGUGGAAUGGUCCUACUCUGGCUGGGCAACUUUGCGGGGUUUGGUUAGACUGGAUCGACUGUGAGCACAAUGACACAAACGCCUCACGAACUACCGAUACCUAUCGUGGACAGGAGCCAAUAGAAAUACCGGAAUCUUAGCCCCAAUGGGUGCAAUUAUG
Messenger RNA from Phaeodactylum tricornutum CCAP 1055/1, 1886 nucleotides. RefSeq lists its product with no specific name. The record is from RefSeq and is a predicted model, not a curated record. Lineage: Eukaryota; Bacillariophyta; Bacillariophyceae; Surirellales; Neidiaceae. Bases 98 to 1774 code for a protein of 558 amino acids. Gene Ontology annotation, biological process: proteolysis. The transcript has a single exon. Gene Ontology annotation, molecular function: serine-type endopeptidase activity.